Messenger RNA from Nematostella vectensis (starlet sea anemone), 3470 nucleotides. Its product is annotated as stress response protein nst1. Bases 288 to 653 code for a protein of 121 amino acids. The record is from RefSeq and is a predicted model, not a curated record. Lineage: Eukaryota; Metazoa; Cnidaria; Anthozoa; Actiniaria; Edwardsiidae. The transcript is spliced from 2 exons.
UGGUGUCACAAUCCAGUAAAUCGUGCAACUCCCAGGCCCCACUCGGCCCAACUAGAAAGGAGUCAUCGUCAAGUGACACGUCAAUCACGAUGACGUCAUGAGGAUGUUAACUCAAUCACCAAACUGGACAUAACCGGUUUAUAACCAGUCUAACUGGAAAUAACAUUUUUUACCACCGCCCCCAAACUUCCGUACUUAUGCUUUAAAGUUCUUUUAUGAACAACGCAAACCCGCAAAGCGAAACAAGAAAUUGAAUAUCGAGAAGUUUUUUUAUUUCCACGGUGACCAUGGAUGACCUUUCACGUGGUGAUAAAAGAGUUGAAGAAGAACCAAGAAGAGGGGAGGAGCGAAAUAAUGAGGAGGAGAGGUCACGCAGGCCACGAGUGUUGACAGAAGGACAAAGAGCUCGGAAGAGAGCGCGUGACCUUGUACUCACCGAGGAGCAAAGAGUGCGAAAAAGACAGACGAGCUCCGAGAACAGGUUAAGUGGUAAGCAAAGAGUCCGGGAAGGGCAAAAGGACUCGGAGUACGAACUAGAUGACGAGCAGAGAGCUCGUAAAGAGGCAGAGAAACUUAGAAACACUCAACGCCCAGCGUGCAAUGAUGGCAGAAGACAGCUUGUUUGCUCAAAGGCAAAGAGAAAGGGCUCGUGAGCGACAGAGGGCGUCUAGACUCAGGAGAAAACAUCAGAGGCAGCCCUCCACUACUACCGCUUUUGUUGGUGAGUUUUCUUUGAGUAAAAUAAUGUCUAUAUUGUAUCGAUAUUCUUUUGUUAGUUAUUGUAUAGAUAUUCUCAUUUGUUUUCUUUCUUCUUCUUAGACUAAGGUUAUCAUUUUCUAUUGAGAGUAAGAGGAAAUACCUCAAAUAAAGCAAACUAGAAUCAGUAAUGCAGAAUUAGUUUAUUUGUCAUUUAGUUUAUUUAUCAAGCUAAGUGUGCCAGAUGUGGCAUACUUAGCUUGGUUGUGUAAAAUGCAUAAUAAGCCCAAUUCUGUUGAGUUAAAUUCUCGUUCUGCAUUAUAAUUGUGUGUAAACUUCGUGUACAGUUAUCAAAAGGCCUAUCUGAAAGAGAAAUAUUAUAGACGUGUUUGUUUUUGUCAACUCAAAUAUUUCAAAAUAUAAUAGUUGUCUUAUUUCUUGUCACCUCAAAUAUUGCAUAAAUAUCAUAGUUGGGUUUAGUUUUGGCACCCAAAAUAUAAUGCAUAAUUAUUGUAGUUUUUGUUGCAUAAAAUAAUGCAUAAUUAUGAUAGUUGUGUUUUUGUUACCUCAGAUGUUUCAUAAAUAUUAUAGUUGUGUUUUAGUUUAAUCCCGUAUACAUAUAUACAUAUUGGAGGUGGUGAUCUGUCAUAUUUCUAAAGUUUCAAAGUUUUGAUGUUACCCCUUUUAUAGUUAAAAUAUCAAUUUUGCACAACAAUUUUCAAUGAAAGAUACUGUACAUGACAGGUGUACUAUUUUGAAAUCCAGGAGUACAAGCAUAAAGUCCUAUUAGCAGACUCUGCCAUAGCAGACUAUAUAAUUUGCAGAUACUAGGUGAAUGUGUAGAUGCUACAUACACUAAUUGUAAACACACUGUAGGUUAGAUUCUAAACUGUUUUACAUUUGACUCAUUGCUGAUUAUAAACAUGGAGAAAGAUAUUCUAACACAAACUAAGUUUGUAUUUUUGAAAUCCUUCUUUACUUUGCAUACAACAUAAGAGCUUUUUUCUUAGGGGCACCAGGUAGGUUUUAAUUCUUUUUUUCACACUUAAUGAGGUAAGUGUAAAAAAACACUGAUAAAUUAUUUAAAAAGUAAGCUGUAUAUCAAUAUUUUGGUGUAAAUGAACCCAAUUCACUUUGAUACUAUGAAAGAAAUAUGGCUAAAUGAUUCUAGUCAGGUCUUAUUUAUCUGACACAUUUAUGCUUUUUUCCCCUCAGUUGUCAAAGAUGUUUUGCAAGGUUGUUGUGUGUCAAUUACAGCAUAAAAUAAAAAAAAAUCGCAUAUUUAAUUUAUUGAUACGUUACCCAUGAACCUAUGCCGGUAUGAUACAUAGAUUCUAGAUGGUGUUUAUUGGUGUAUUUUAGGUGAGCCCUAACGUUUGGAAAAUAUAUAAUUUGAUACUUCUUUCAUCCUUUUUUUAUAGAGAAGAACAACAACAAGAUAAAAACAGGUGAUGCAGCUGUAGGUGGCAGCAGUGAUGGGACCAAGCAGUUUGUCUUCCACAUAUAUUGAUUUCCAUAUUUAGGGAAGUGCUUUUGGUGCCUCCUCUAAAUAUGGAAAUUAAUUGUUACAUGGUAGACAAACUGUUGUCUCUUUAUUAAUACAUGUUUUAACAUUUAUUAUUUUAUAUAAUACACCUAUUUCAAAUAAGGUUGCAAUACCAAUGUCACAAACUGCAGUGCUUCAAAGAUAUCAAAUGAGCCAACAAAUAAGCAUAGAUCAAAGCCUACCCAUGUUUCUUUUUGUGUGUCUUUUGAAUGAACCAAUCAGUGUUACCACACAUUGAUCCUCCAAUGCAAUACCUUGUUUGAAAUAGGUGUAUAAUAUAUAUUUUAAAAAUAUCCUAACCCGUUAUAUUUUAUUAUUCUUGAUCUAAAUAACCAAUAGGUUCUUAUGACCAUACAAUAUUUUAUUAGGUUGUGCAUGAUUUUUUAUCGCCAAAUUAUCAAUGAUAAGACACAAGCAUAAUUUUAUACAUGAAUACUUUUUGAAUGAACCAUUUUAUUUUUUUAUGUCAUUGCAAUAUUUAUAUUGUAGUGUGCACAAUUUUUCAUAGCCAAAUUAUAAAGGAUAGGACACAAGCCUAACUUUAGAAAUGAAUAAUUUAGAAUGAACCAUUUUAAUUUCCUGUGUCAAUACAAUAUUAUUUCUAUUAUGGCUUGCACAAUUUUUCACAACCAAAUUAUAUGUGAUAAGACACCAGCCUAAAUAAAUGCUUUUAAAUUAAAAGCCAUGAUUUUUAAUAAUUCAGAAUAACACCUUUUUUAACAUCAUGCAUUUUUCCUACUUACGUGUAUACACCAUUUUCCUACUAAAAGCAAUCCCAUACUGCUGGAUUUCAGCUUUGACUUUUUCAUGUCAAAUAAUGGUACAUAAUUUGUACAAUGAUAAUAAAAACAUUCUCUAAAAGGCACCCAUUUGGUAAUAAAAGUAUUUAUUGUCAUUCUCAUGCUCAAUUCAAUUCAUUCAUCCAUCAUAAUCCUGGGUAGUCUUCCUGGGGGAGUGGAGGGAGGUAAAUAUAUCAGUUGUUAUUGAAUACAAAAAUUAAUUAAUUUGAUACCCCUAAAGGAUAGCAGUAUCAGAAUAACCAUUAAACACCCCCUGAGGGAUAGUAGUUGGGUGAAGUUUAUACCCUAAAAGAUGAUUAUCUACACCCCAUCUACUUUUUUGGAGAGUCAAACCCCAGGGGGUGGGGGUCAUGGCAGAAAUUAGUAAUGUACCCAAGACACCAGGAUUUACUUGGAAAUGGAUAUAAAAUAAAACUACUCCAAAGCUA